Messenger RNA from Acanthochromis polyacanthus (spiny chromis), 456 nucleotides. Its product is annotated as nicotinamide riboside kinase 2-like. The record is from RefSeq and is a predicted model, not a curated record. Gene Ontology annotation, cellular component: cytoplasm. NCBI's taxonomy places the organism in Eukaryota, Metazoa, Chordata, Actinopteri, Pomacentridae. The transcript has a single exon. Bases 1 to 456 code for a protein of 151 amino acids.
AUGAUGUACGUCAUCGGCAUCUGUGGUGUACCCAAUGGAGGGAAAACCACUCUCACCAACCGAUUGAUCAAGAAGCUGCCCAACUGUUGCGUGGUCCAUCAGGAUGACGUCUUCAAGCCUCAAGAUCAGGUUGAAGUUGGUGAAGAUGGCUUUAAGCAGUACGAUGUCAUUACUGCUGUGGAGAUGAACGCCAUGAUGAGUACGACCUAUGCGUGGCUGGAAAACCCGGUGAAGUUUGACAAGUCUCAUAGCGUUAAUAACACCCUGGAUACAGAGAUCAUCCCGAAGUCCAACCACAAGGAGGAGGAGGAGUCACACAUCCUUGUUGUUGAGGGCUUCCUGCUUUACACCUACAAACCUUUGCUCGAUGUGCUGAACAAACGUUACUUUAUUUCCAUCCCAUAUGAAGAAUGCAAAAAGAGGAGGUGCUCUAGGAAGUACAAGGCACCUUUAUAG